Aspergillus ochraceoroseus IBT 24754 is the source of this 675-nucleotide messenger RNA. It is a transcript of the gene fes1, whose product is annotated as Hsp70 nucleotide exchange factor FES1. The record is from RefSeq and is a predicted model, not a curated record. The transcript has a single exon. The coding region runs from base 53 to 520 and encodes 155 amino acids. Lineage: Eukaryota; Fungi; Ascomycota; Eurotiomycetes; Eurotiales; Aspergillaceae.
AAAAAAAAAAAAAAAAUUUACUAUACUUAUCUAUCUAACCUUCAACCUCAAAAUGGAUCCCAACAUGAAUAACCUCCUCAAAUGGGGAAUCCAAAACUCCACCCAAAACGGCGAACAACCCUCAGAUGAUACCAAUGCCAAUGCCAAUACAACUACCACGGCCAAUGGCACGGACACCUCUCGUGGCCUCACCCCCCAAAUGCUCUCUGCGCUGUUCGGUGGUCCCUCCGACGCCGAUCUCAUGAAAGCCGCCAUGGAGGCCCUGCACUCCGACGAAGUCGACCUGGAAAAUAAAAUGAUCGCCUUCGACAACUUCGAGCAGCUCCUUGAGUCUAUUGACAAUGCGAAUAACCUGGAACCCCUGGGUCUCUGGACCCCGCUGGUCCAGUUACUUCAACACGAAGAGGCGGAUAUGAGACGAAUGGCUGCAUGGUGUGUCGGAACGGCGGUACAGAAUAACGAGAAAGCCCAGGAUAAGGUAUUUCCCCUUGCGUCUAUGAUAGUUCGUCUAUCAAGCUAACGAGUUUAAUGUGAAAAGCUCAUCGUCUUCAACGCCCUCCCCACCCUCGUCUCCCUGUCUACCAAAGACACCACCCCCGCGGUCCGCAAGAAGGCCGUCUAUGCCAUUUCCUCUGGCGUGCGCAACUACCAGCCCGCCAUGGACGAGUUUGUAAA